Messenger RNA from Rubroshorea leprosula, 1352 nucleotides. NCBI's taxonomy places the organism in Eukaryota, Viridiplantae, Streptophyta, Magnoliopsida, Malvales, Dipterocarpaceae. The record is from the annotation of a GenBank genome assembly.
AUUCAACCCAACCGGCCAACCCAGCAAUCCAACAUCCUCCUUACAAGUUCCAAGUUUCCAACCCUAAUUAAUCCCCGUCCAACCUAAUUUCAUAACUUUAUUCAUUUCCCCUCUUCUCCUCACCCACGCACGCAGCCACAACCCCUCACUCACUCUUGGUUUCAGCCACAACCCCUUCUUACUGCUACAGAUCUAUGUCAUGAAGAAACUCCUUGCCACCAUCGGGGUCCACCCCACCGUCAUCGAACUCAAAGACAGCGAGAUCGCUUCCCUCCCGUCCAAGAUAGCCUCUCUGCCAAGAACCCCGCCCCUGCUGUCUUCAUUGGCGGCACUUGCAUCGGCGGCCUCGAAUCCCUCGUCGGCCUCCACGUCUCGGGCCACCUCGUCCCCAAGCUCGUCGAAGUUGGCGCCUUAUGGGUAUGACAGUAGAAUUACAUCAUAAUAUCAUGGGGUUUUGCUUAUCACUAUCAUAGUUAUUGUAACUUAUAUUGUAAUUUUCAUAUGAACAUAAAAUUAAUUAGGAUCGAUGCCAGUACGUAAUCCAAUCAGGAAAUCAAAAUAAUUUUUUGCUUUGGUUUUUCAUAUGAAUCAUAUCCUUAUAUGGUACUGUAAUAUUUGAUAAGGUAGGAAUGAAUUAGUUUUUAUGAUUGCUGAAUCUCACCCCGAAAGCAAAAGAUCCGUAAUUUCUUAUGAAUUUGUUAAUUUUGCUGCCUCCUGUGCCGGACCCUCUGCUUGCUGCCUGUGCCGGAUCCUCUGCUUGCUGCCUGUGCUAUAUCCAACGGUAAGAAGUUUAAUAAUUUGAUUAUGGUUGAAUUAACAUAGAGAAAGUUUGGAUUUUUUAGAAUUUAGUAGAUUUAAAAGUGAAUCUAACCAUCUUUAGACAAUCUUUUACAAUAAUUUUCUCCAGCAUUGAAUCUUAAUUCUUUCAUUAUGUGAAACCAAACAUCAAAACCACACACAAAACACACACAGCUACAGCUGAGAUGUUCAUCCUUUUUCCUCCUAAUUUUACCAACACCCACAAGGAUAGUACAGUUCAUUGAUUCCUAAUUGUAUUUACUAAUUGAAUUUACUAAUUGUAUUGUAGGUCUUUUUAUGAGCAAUUGUGGAUUUUGAGAGUUAAAGCGUUUUGAGUUGGUUCUUGGCUGCUUCCCUUCAAUUAGUUAUUUUAUUUAUGUUGGGUUGAUUUUUGCCUAUAUUUAGAACAAGUAUAUUGCUUUAUGUUGGAUUAAGUUCUAUGUAUAUUUGGAACAACUUAUGUUUGGAACAUGUUGCUUUAUGUUGUAUUAAUCUCUAUUUGGAACAAUUUUAUUGAUUUAAUUAUUUGUGUUAAAUUAAUUUUUAUUUAUGUU